Limulus polyphemus (Atlantic horseshoe crab) is the source of this 3710-nucleotide messenger RNA. RefSeq names its product importin-9-like (gene Ipo9). Gene Ontology annotation, biological process: protein import into nucleus. Gene Ontology annotation, cellular component: nuclear envelope; cytosol. Gene Ontology annotation, molecular function: small GTPase binding. Lineage: Eukaryota; Metazoa; Arthropoda; Merostomata; Xiphosura; Limulidae. The transcript is spliced from 24 exons. The record is from RefSeq and is a predicted model, not a curated record. Bases 7 to 3207 code for a protein of 1066 amino acids.
UAAAACAUGGCAGCUUCUGUGAGUGACACCGUGAACAAGACUCUGAAAGAAGCGUUGUUUGAAACCCUAUCGGGUAUUUUAUCACCAGCUCAUGAUGUUAGAGUGAGUGCCGAGGAACAGUUGAAAGUUUUAGAAGUAACUGAUGAAUUUGGGCUGCAUCUGGCAGAACUAACCAUUGAGCCAAAUGGACAGUUAGCCAUCAGACAAUUAGCUUCUGUGCUUCUGAAACAGUAUGUUGAAGCUCAUUGGUCCUCCCAGUCAGAAAAAUUUCGACCACCAGAGACCACAGAGGAGGUUAAAGCUGCCAUUCGUCAAAUUUUACCUCAUGGUCUUCGAGAACCCAUUAGCAAAGUACGUUCAAGUGUGGCUUAUGCUAUUUCUGCUGUAGCACAUUGGGACUGGCCAGAGGCAUGGCCUCAGUUAUUUGACCUUUUAAUGGAAGCUCUGACCAGCGGAGAUAGCAAUGCAGUCCAUGGUGCUAUGAGGGUGUUAACAGAAUUUUCAAGAGAAGUCACAGACAACCAGAUGCUCCAGGUUGCUCCAGUUAUUCUUCCUGAGAUGUAUAAGAUAUUUAGAGAAGAUGAAAAAUAUGCUAUAAGAACACGUGGCCGAGCUGUUGAAAUCUUUGCCACUUGUGCACAGAUGAUUGCUAUAAUGGCAGAGUAUAACAAGGGUGUGGCCAAGUCAUUAUUAUAUCCAGUACUUCCUCAGUUUACUGAAGCACUUGUUCAAGCUCUCCAGGUUACAGAUGGUAUGACAUCAGAUAGCGGUCUGAAGAAAGAGGUUCUUAAUGCCUUGACUGUUCUGGUAAAACACACACCAAAACAGAUGUCUUCAUGGUUACCUCACAUUCUUACACCGGUGUGGAAUUGUCUGACAGAAAGUGCCAGCAUAUAUAUAAAAACUGUUGUAAAUGAUACAGAAGAAGGGAACAAUCCAGUUGACUCUGAUGGGAAAGCCAGAAAAGGACUAUUUUCAUCUUGGUUAUGGCUGGAAUUUGAUUCUGGGUCUUCUAGAUGGAAGUCUGGUGCAUUAUCUACUUCAGUGGUUCUCAACCUUUUUGAAUCUAUGGAACUCUUCUGGCAUGAAAUUUAUGUCAUGGAAUUCUUCACAGCAUUCAUUACAAAAAACAUUACUGCAAUAUUAUAUCAUACAACUAUUCUUACUAUAGGUGAAGUGCUAGGAUUUGAGAAUCUUGUGUUCAGCAUUUUUGAAUUUGUUAGUGGUCUGGUUGAAGCACCUCGUUUUCGAGGGAUGGUGAAGAAGGGCUUAGCUGAUUUAAUGUACUACAUCCUCUUGUAUAUGCAAAUUACAGAAGAGCAGGUGUGUUUCUUUCCAUUCCUCUUCUUCUUCUCUCUGGAAUUUCAGUCUCUGUGCCAAGAGUUUGAGUCAGAAAGUGCUGUUGGGUUGUGCAAUGCUGUAACUAAGCACUUGCAGGAAGCUGAAGUUAGUAAAAAUAGUGGAAAUCCAUACUGGUGGAAACUUCACGAGUCAUGUAUGGUUGCCCUAGGAAGUGUAAAAGAUCUAAUUUUAGAACAGAUUCAGAAUAACCAAUUACAGUUUAAUCUUGUUGAAUUCCUCCAAUCUGUGGUCUUAGUAGACCUCAGUUCAUCAGUGUCACCGUUUUUAGUAGGCAGAUGCCUCUGGACGGCAAGCAGGUAUCCUAUAGCAAUGUCCCCUGAUCUUACUCAAAGAUUUCUUCAAGUCACAGUCAGUGGACUUCAAGCUUCACAGCCUUCUAGUGUCAGGGUAUCGGCUGUGAGAGCUGUGUGGGGGUUUUGUGACCAUUUGAAGACUUCAAAUCAAACAUCAGUUAUAGGACCAUAUCUAGCCCCUAUCAUGGAAGGUCUGUUAUCAUUAGCAACUCAGUUUUCAUCAGAAGUACUAACAUUAGCAAUGGAAGCAAUCCAGAUUGUUUUAUCUAUUGACAAGGAUUUUACAGCAACUGUGGAAGGAAAAGUUUCUCCACUUGCCAUUGCAGUAUUUCUUAAACAUAGUAGUGAUCCAGUGCUUGUAUCCUUGUCUCAAGAAAUUUUUAAAGAACUAUGUACCAUUCCAUCUUGUCAAGGAAAUGUCCUGCAAAGAUUACUUCCUACCAUUGUUUCUAUAUUAAAUGCACCAACUGAUAAGAUAACAAUGGGUUUACAAGCUGUGUCACUAGAUGUUCUACAAACUGUUGUUCGGAGUAGUUCCAAGCCAUUGCUGGAAGCCCUAAUCACUCAAGCAUUUCCUGCAGCUGUUCGCUGUAUACUUAAUACAGAUGACAAUACAACAGUUCAGAAUGGAGGGGAGUGUUUACGAGCGUAUGUUUCUGUAGCACUAGAGCAGAUUACAGCCUGGCAUGAUGAAGUUGGUCACAAUGGACUUUACUAUACCCUACAGGUAGCACAACAUCUCCUUGACCCCAAGACACCCGAGUCCUCAGCAGCAUUUGUUGGCCGUCUGGUGUCAUCAUUGAUAGCCAAAGCAGGGACUUCUCUUGCUGAAAGAACAGAACUGUUGUUAAGAGCUGUAUUAAGCAAAAUGCAACAGACAGAAACUUUAAGUGUUAUACAGAGUCUGAUUAUGGUGUUUGCUCACUUAAUACAUCAUCAGAUGGAUGCUGUCUUGGAAUUUUUGUGUGGUGUUCCAGGCCCAACAGGAAAAUCUGCUUUGGAGUUUGUUCUCACUGAGUGGUGUUCGCGCCAGCACCUAUUUUUUGGUGCUUAUGAGAGUAAAGUCAGUACUCUUGCUCUGUGCAAGUUAUUAGAACAUGGAGUGGAAAACAAUGACCAGAGGUUGGUGGCCAUCAGUGUCAAAGGAGACCAAAUCUUCAAUUCCAUUUCAGAAAUCCGAACUCGCUCUAAAUCCUCUCAAAGUAAGAUAUUGUAUGCAUAUUUUGGUAUUUACAAUAAUAGUUUAUUGGAUAUAAUGGAUUUUGAUGAUGACUUUGAAGACAUAGAAGCAGAUCAGGAAAACGCCAGUUCAGCAUUGUCUAAUGUAUUAUCUCAGUUUGCUCCAGCAUCAGAUUAUGCAGGAUAUGACAUUGAAGAUGAAGAUGAAGAAGACCCAGAUGCUUUGGCUGACCCUCUUUACCAUAUAAACUUACAGGAGUAUUUGACACAGUUUCUCAAAUUGUUAGCUCAACAGCCUUAUUAUUCCACUUUUUCACAACAUCAUACCCCUCAGGAGAAACAAGUGCUUCAAAUAGCAGGAAUAUCCAUUUAAGUUAUUCAGUAAUCUAGUGAAAGUUAAUUCUGUUUUUAUUUUUUCUGUACAAAAUAACAUUUCUGUUGAGUAAAAACAAUUUUAUUGUGUUUUUGGAUAGUUGUACAGAAGUAAAAAGUGUAUUCCCUAUGUAAAAUAUAUUAACAAAAGUUAUAAAAUUGAAAAGUAUUGAAGUUUUUUAAUGAAUUUAAUUGUAACAAGAUAAUAACUGAUUAAAAUGUAUAUCACACUAUAGAGAAAAUUGUAUUUUUGACAUUGCUUUGGUGAAAACUCACUUGUGCAUGAUUUUGUAUAAUAAUUAGGUCCAAGCUGCACUUUAUUCAUAGAAAAAACUAAUUUACUACAUAUUAAAAGUGGCUGUUUUUAAGUAAUUAAAUUCAUAUUCAGUAAGACUAAUAUCCUACUUGUUAGUUUUUAAUGCUAUAUUAAUAAUUAUAUAUAAGCUUUUAAAUUACUUUGAAUUUUACAUGUGCAUGUAUAUGUGUGUGUGUGUGUGUGUGUAU